Messenger RNA from Formica exsecta, 1247 nucleotides. RefSeq lists its product as uncharacterized. Gene Ontology annotation, cellular component: plasma membrane. NCBI's taxonomy places the organism in Eukaryota, Metazoa, Arthropoda, Insecta, Hymenoptera, Formicidae. Gene Ontology annotation, biological process: sensory perception of smell; detection of chemical stimulus involved in sensory perception of smell. The record is from RefSeq and is a predicted model, not a curated record. Gene Ontology annotation, molecular function: olfactory receptor activity; odorant binding. The coding region runs from base 537 to 1247 and encodes 236 amino acids. The transcript is spliced from 3 exons.
UAAUAUUACUUUAAAUUGUUUCAACAUUAUCGCUGUAAACUUAUUUUUUUUUCUUCAAACUUUCCUCCAGCUUUGCAGUACUGCUGCUUUAUAAAAAAUAAGUUAAUGUAGGAGCAAGUUAAUGGAGCAAUUUUUUAUUUACGGUUCCAUACUUAAAUAGUACUUCAAGUUUCUAACUAAACGAAAUAAAUGAAGUAGCGAUCUAUGCGUGCUACUAUAAAAUUAUGAAAAUUACAGAGUAGUAGAAGCAAAAAACAGAUCAACAAUGAUAUAGAUACUUAUUGCAAUUAUCGAGGAGUUUAUGCGUGCUAUAUAUCGCAUGUAUUUUUACUUUAUUUCCCAUGAUUAUAGGAAUAGGUACUAGUAAUUACCAUAAAAGAUCAAACUCUAGCCAACAAAUAAAUAAUGCGCUAUUGAUCGCACCGUUCUACCCCUAACUAUCAUUUCUCUUCCUGCAAUAUUGUAUUUUCUUGAGCGUUGCUUAGUGCUUCGUAUUUAUUCAGAACAUAUUAUACAAUAAAAAUUAAUAUUACGAUAUGGCAGUCAUUCAGCUGAAGUUCCAACAGAUAUUUUAUUUCCUCCGAGUAUUAGGAACCAUUACUAAUACGUGGCCGCCGAAUCCGGAUAUUGGAAAAAACGAACUCCUUCUUCGUAACUUUUAUUGCUGCAUUAGUAUCUUCAUAUUCAUAACAGUGUGGAUACCAAUGUUAAUGUAUGCAUAUAAAACUCGAAAUAAUGAUGUCGGCGAGUUAAUGAAACACUUGUCUCAUGUGAUAACUCUUAUGGAAGCUAUUAUCAAUUCAAUUAUGUGCACAAUUAAGAGAAAACAGUUACAGAAAUUGGUAGUAAACAUCGAGGAAUUUAUGAAGUUUUCCAAGGAUCACGAAAGAGUUAUUCUGCAAAAGUAUAUAGAUCGUUAUAGUACAUUUAUAACGACUGUUUUUCAACUCUUCUGUAUGGCAGGUGUUGCUGUCAUUUGUGCCCCUUUAUUUAUGCCUCAGGAGUUUCCUCUGAAUGUAUGGUAUCCGUUUUCAAUGGAACCACUGUUACGAAAGUUUAUUCUCUAUGUUACGCAUAUACUUGCAACCGCGCACACUGUUUUCUGUCUUAAUGUGGACAUCAUGAUGGCUGUUUUCUUUUUGUAUUCAGCAGCUAGACUGGAAAUGUUGGCUUUUGAAAUAGAACAAGCUACGGAUGAAACUCAUGUCAUAUCGUCUAUCAAAAAACAUCAGGAAAUAAUAGAGUAA